UUGAACGCAGCACGGGACAAGCGAGGAAAAAAUAGGAAGAAAUCCACGUCGCCCGUGUUGCAUCGUAAUAGUUCCAUCGUAAUAGUACAUCCGUGCAGCGUUUCUCAAUGUGUCCGCCUGUUUGAGGGAAAUCUCUUCGUUCAGGGGAUAGCGGCGAGAAAAAACCACUCCCCGCAUCGGUCCUGCCUGCUGCUGAACGCGAGAAAAUGGAGCUGGAAGACGGAGUGGUGUACCAGGACGACCCGGGCACGUCGGCGAUGAUGUCGGAGCGGGUGUCGGGCCUGGCCAACUCCAUCUACCGGGAGUUUGAGCGGCUCAUCGGCAAAUACGACGAGGACGUGGUGAAGGAGCUGAUGCCGCUGGUGGUGGCCGUGCUGGAGAACCUGGACUCGGUGUUCGCCGAGAACCAGGAGCACGAAGUGGAGCUGGAGCUGCUGAAGGAGGACAACGAGCAGCUCAUCACCCAGUACGAGCGGGAGAAGGCGCUGAGGAAGCACGCAGAGGAGAAGUUCAUUGAGUUUGAAGACACUCACGAACAGGAGAAGAAGGAUCUGCAGAACCAUGUGGACCGAAUGGAGUCGCACUCUCGGCAGCUGGAGCUCAAGAUCAAGAACUACGCGGACCAGAUCGGUAGGUUAGAAGAACGAGAGCUGGAGCUGAAGAAGGAAUACAGCUCCCUCCAUCAGCGACACACAGAGAUGAUCCAUAAUUACAUGGAGCACGUUGAGAGGAUCAAAAUGCAGCAGAUCAGUGAGACUUCAGAGUCCAGCACGGUCAGCCGAGUCAGGAGAGAGCGUCCUCUGUCUUUGGGGAUCUUCCCGUCGUCUGCCGGGGCGUCUCUGCUGAUCUCAGACCCGCAGACCCGAGCAGAGACUCCAGGCACAGAAGGCUGGAGGUUCACCGACUCCUCACAGCCUCGAUCCAACGCCAGUCUGAAGCAGUUGGACUUUGUCGACCCCCCGAAGGAAAGGGAGGGUAAGAGAGCGCAGGACUCUACUUGGGGGAAUUCACUGGCAGACGACUGCAAGGAUGAGCUGUCAGACUUCACCGGCUCCAAGUCGGCCACACCGAUGUCCACCACUGCCUCGGACAUGGAGAGGGAAGACGGGAACAGUAAGAGCACAGAGGUGCAGGCGGCACCAGGGACCAGGUCCAUUUCAGUAGGUUUACCUGAAAACGAGGACAGCUCAGAUGUGCAGGACAUCAUCGAGUCCACGCCUGAGCUGGACAUGGACCUGAUCGGAUACAAACCCUGCAGUACUCCCACCAAAGGCAUCGAGAACAUGGCGUUUGACCGCAACACAGACUCCCUGUUUGAGGAGCUGUCGUCUGCGGGCACGGGGCUGAUCGGGGACGUGGACGAGGGGGCGGAUCUGCUGGACCUUAGUUUGAUUGGUAUGGGCCGUGAAGUUGAAAAUCUGAUUCAGGAGAAUUCACAACUGCUUGAGACAAAGAAUGCCUUAAAUGUGGUGAAUAAAGACUUGAUACUGAAGGUGGACGAGUUGACCUGUGAGAAGGAGAUGCUGCAGGGAGAGCUGGAGGCUGUAUUACAGGCCAAAACCAAGCUGGAGGACAAGACCAGAGACCUGGAGGAGGAGCUCAAGAAAGUACGAGUGGAGAUGGAGGAAGUGAAACAGAAAACUAAAGACGAAGAAGAUAGUGACGUACCGACGGCUCAGAGGAAACGCUUCACCAGAGUGGAAAUGGCCCGAGUGCUGAUGGAGAGGAACCAGUACAAAGAGCGACUGAUGGAGCUGCAGGAAGCUGUGCGGUGGACGGAGAUGAUCAGGGCUUCAAGGGAAAAUCCAACUCUGACAGAAAAGAAGAAAUCCAGCAUUUGGCAGUUCUUCAGCAGACUGUUUAGCUCCUCCUCCAGCUCCCCCGCCAUCAAGAAGGUGGAGUCCCAGUCCAACGUCAAGUACAACAGCCCCGGCGGCAUGGUGAAGAGGAGCAGCACCUUCUCCCAGUUCCCCACCGAGAAGUCCAAGACGUUCGACUUCCUCAAUGAAGAUAAGGAGCAGUGCAGUUCGCCUUCACGUAAAGAGCAGAAGAGGGCCCAGUACCGACAGAUGAAGGCCCACAUGCAGAAGGAGGACGGACGAGUCACUGCGCAUGGAUGGAGCCUCCCCAGCAAAUACAAGGUAGCAAACGGUGGACAGGUGGAAAACAAGAUGAACCUUCCAGUACCGGUUUACUUGAGACCUCUGGAUCAGAAAGACGCUUCUAUGAAGCUGUGGUGUGCUGCAGGGGUGAACCUGUCGGGGGGUCGGACGGCUCCAUCAGAGCUCAGUAAGCAGACCAAGGGUUCUCAGAGUAGCCUGGACCAGCUGGAGCAGGAGAGCAAGGAUCAGGAGAAGGAGAAGGAGCUGAUGGUCCAGGACGAGGUGUCCAGCAGGGUUUGGGUUUGCACCAGCACCCACUCCUCCACCAAAGUCAUGGUGCUCGACGCCAGCCAGCCUUCAGACCUGCUGGACAGCUUCUACGCCUGCAACACCCACGUGGUCUGCAUCGCCAGCGUGCCGGGUGUGCUGGAUUCUGAUUAUCCGGCUGGUGAGGAGGUACCAAAGGAUCUGGAGGCCAGUCAAGGUGACGGGGUGUCGCUGGCAGGAAGUGUGGCCAGUGUGGGCUCCACGGGCAGCGACGGCGCCAUGGCAGCAGAGGGCGCCACCGCCGUCCCCCAGACGGCAGGUUCAGGCGUCAGCGACCAGCCGACCGAGCACAGCGCCAUCUCAAGCUCCGUGGAGCUGUCCAGAGAGACCAGUCCAACAGAAGACGUGGUUCCUACAGCGGAGGAGGCGACGGAAGCGACAGAGGCCAACGCUGGUGUGGGCGAAGAAGGAGAGGAGGACCAGGAAGCGGAUCAGAACCAGCCAGGAAUCUAUACGGAGCACGUUUUCACCGACCCGCUGGGGGUCGGACCCACCGACUCUUCUCCGGCUGAAACACAGAGGGGCUCUGGACAGGACGGUGAGGCCUCACUGCCAGAAGACUCGGACCCAUCAGAAGGUGAAGCCCUGAGGAUGAGCAGCGCUCUGCCUACCAUGUGGCUGGGAGCUCAGAACGGAUGCCUGUACGUCCACUCAUCCGUGGCUCGAUGGAGGAAGUGUCUCCACGCCAUCAAGCUCAAAGACUCCAUCCUCAGCAUAGUGCACGUCAAAGGGAGAGUUCUGGUCGCUUUGGCUGAUGGCUCAUUAGCCAUUUUCCACAGAGGCAUCGACAGUCAGUGGGAUCUGACCAACUACCACCUGCUGGAUCUGGGCCGGCCUCACCACUCCAUCCGCUGCAUGACUGUGGUCCACGACAAGGUCUGGUGCGGCUACAGGAACAAGAUCUACGUGAUCCAGCCCAAAGCCAUGAGGAUAGAGAAGUCGUUUGACGCUCAUCCUCGGAAGGAGAGUCAGGUCCGGCAGCUGGCCUGGGUGGGAGACGGCAUCUGGGUGUCCAUCCGACUGGAUUCAACUCUGCGCUUGUUUCACGCCCACACUUACCAGCACCUCCAGGACGUGGACAUCGAGCCCUACGUUAGCAAGAUGCUAGGUACGGGUAAACUGGGCUUCUCUUUUGUGAGAAUCACGGCUCUGGUGGUGUCCUGCAGCCGGCUGUGGGUCGGGACAGGAAACGGCGUCAUCAUCUCCAUCCCGCUGUCUGAAGCUACCAAGUCAACAGGCAUCGUGCCAAACCGGCCCGGCGGCGCUGUGCGGGUCUACGCUGAUGACGCCUCAGACUGUGCCAUGCCAGGCGGCUCCGUGCCGUACUGCUCCAUGGCUCACGCCCAGCUGUGUUUCCAUGGACACCGAGAUGCUGUCAAGUUCUUCGUGACGGUUCCAGGUCAGGCGAUGCCACCUCCAGGCAGUGCAGAUUCCGGCUCAGACGAUCCUCCGUCUGAAUCCUCCGACACGACGACCUCUGAGCCCAAAACGUACCUGGUGAUGAGCGGAGGGGAAGGCUACAUCGACUUCAGAAUGGGCGAUGACGGCAGCGAGUUGGACGGUUUAUCCGAGCCGACAGCCAGCCAGCAGUCAGCGCCCACCAAGGCCGAGCGGAGCCACCUCAUCGUCUGGCAGGUCACAGCGUCUCACGACUGAAAGGAGCGCCACAGACUGUUGUGUCAGAAGCCACAACGCAUGCCCUCCUCCCACUUUUUAAAUUCAUAGUCCUGAUUGUUCUUAAAGCCUGAGUAGUCGACUACUUUGUAAAGAAAACAAAACAACAAAAACUGUUAUUUUUAGUCCAUGUUUUGUACAUUUUAUUCUUAGGUGAGGUUUUAUGUUAACUUAAAGAAAACGUCCAGGCGUUCCCUUCCUGCUGGGUGCAUGUUGGUGAAGCUAAAGUUAGCCAAUGGUCAGGGAAGUGUUUGUCUCCCAGAUGUUUAAAAGAAAAGGGUAUGGAUGCGAAAGAUUAAAGGGAAUUUAAUUUCUGAAGGAGCUUUUUUGCAGACAUUCAAAAAGGAGCAGGCAGUUUUGAGUUGCACUAAAGUUUAUUUUCUAUAAGACUCAUUAGGGCUGCAUUUGUAAUCCAUUCACUAAAUAUUUUUAUGACACUUCGAGCUGAGUGGAAAAACUCUAAUGUGGUUUCUUGUCACCUGCGAUUAAAAGGCGGAUUCUCCACUGGCCUUUGUUAGGAAAACACUUCACUCUGUUGCAUAAUUAAAUGUGCUUUUAGUCAGCAGAGUUUGUAGGAAAAACACGGUUUGAGAAGUUGCUUAAAAUCUAAAAGACACCCAGGUUGUAGGAAUAAUAUCUCAGCACAUUUCCUGUGAGCAGAAGAAGCAGCUUCCUGUCCUGUGGGUCGGCCUGUACGAGGACGUCGAUGCUCGGUGUGUUUUCUGGAAGCUAAAACCCUCAACUCAGUGCUUCCUGUUUGCUUCGUCUCAUUGGCACUUUAAAAUGUUAGAUGUGAGGGAACAAAAUGUACAAAUGACUUGAAGUAGGCGGUCCCAGGAACCAAACAAUGAGAGAAGAAGCAGCGCCAUGAACCCGUUGUGCUCGUCCAGUCAUAUGAGGGUGUAUAUUUUAAAGGGGAAUGAGCUUGAAUAAGGGAAAUGAACUGAAAAUAGCAUUUUUCCGUGGCACCUUGAACAAACGUCCACUAAAGAGAAUCCCUCCUGGUUGCUUCGUCAUUCCUUGUUUUAUUGUUACAGAUCCGUUCGGAGGCCUGGAAAGCAGUUGUCGUCUUAUUAUUUUUGCUGUUGUGCGUGUUUUGUAUUCAUGUGUGAGACGCUUUCAUCAAAUAACGAGUAUUUUGAUGAUCGACUGGUAGCAGGAUGCCAACAUUAAGCAGAUGUUUUUAUAUCUGAAGAGUCCAUCUCAAAACACUAACUUUGUGUUUUUUUGCCAUUCCAGUAUUUAUUUCCUCUGCUAUCGAGCCGAUCUCGGUUCAGAAUGUAACUUUCUACGUGAGCAAAAUAUCAUAGGAGGCUGUUGUGAACAAAAUAGUCCGGUGAGUUUACAUGAUUGUUAAUAAUGGUUCAAAAUAAAUAGAUUCAUGUAGUCACGAUCAAAGUGUGCAAACAAAAACUUGGUGGUUUUUGGGGACAGAAAAAAACAAACACAUUCAUGUACUAAAGCUAUGCAUGUUUUUUUAAAAAGAGAACACCGCUACGUUCCGUCAGCUUCGUCUCGGUUUAUUGCCACCGUUUUGGGUGGGCUGGAUGUGUGUGUAGAGUACAUGUAGGAGUGUGAACACAUUGGCCAGUGUGUGUGUGGUUGUGUGUGUGCAUACUGUAUGUCCAUGUGUAAAAGCCCAGAGGCCGCUCACGUUUACCUCCUCUGGACGCCAUGACGGUGGUUCCUCCUGGUCGAUGUUUGCUAAAAAAAAAAAACAGUAUCAUAGCCUUAUUUUUAACGAUCUAUUAAACUCAGUUUCAUGGGAA
This is a messenger RNA of Acanthochromis polyacanthus (spiny chromis), 5872 nucleotides long. It is a transcript of the gene spag9a, whose product is annotated as sperm associated antigen 9a. Gene Ontology annotation, molecular function: signaling receptor complex adaptor activity; JUN kinase binding; kinesin binding. Gene Ontology annotation, cellular component: cytoplasm. The record is from RefSeq and is a predicted model, not a curated record. Lineage: Eukaryota; Metazoa; Chordata; Actinopteri; Pomacentridae. The transcript is spliced from 31 exons. Bases 207 to 4085 code for a protein of 1292 amino acids. Gene Ontology annotation, biological process: vesicle-mediated transport.